AUGGCCUUGGCCUUCGGGGGGUUGCUCCAGUUGGCCCGGCCCAUGGGCGUCAUCACCACUGCCUCCUUGGUGACCUCCAGGAAGGGCUGCAUCAGCGCCACCGCCGCGUUGUUCACCAGCAGGUCCACGGGGCCCACGCCACCCAGCGCCCGCUCCGUGGCCUCCCAGUCGCCCAGGUCCACGCACACGGGCUCUACCCCGGGGCACUGCGGAGCGUCGUCUUUCUCCCGCCUAGUCGGCGGCCCACGAAGGCAGCGCGCCGGGGAGGGGGUGCUACGGUCCUUGGUGAGUCCCAGCGCCCGACGCCUGCACGUCCCGGCCCGCCCCCGGCCCUGCCCGCUGCCCACUUUGCUGGGGCAGGGCGGCGCCUACCUCGCGGACCAAGCUAUCCAAGUCGGCCUGGGUCCGGCUCACGGCCACCACCUGCGCACCCGCCGCGUGCAACGCCUGGACCGUGCUGCGCCCAAUGCCUGCGGGGAGCUCGGCUCAGUACGCGCGCGCCUCCCCGGCGGCCCCCUCGGCCCACCUUUGCCUGUCCCGGGCCGCCGCCUCGGACCCACCUUUGCCCGCCCCGGUGACGAGCGCCCGGCGCCCCGCAAGCCCCAACUCCAUGAGGCCUGGGCCCGCUCUGGGCGCUGCGUCCGCCCAACCGAGUGCCAGGGUUCGGCUGUGCGCAGGGGUCCGCGCGAGGCGAGGGGCGGGACUCGGCGGCCCAAUCGCAGGCGGUGUCCUGGCGGGGGCGGGGACAUGGAAAUAGCGGCCUCCCCGCCGGGGCGAUUGGCCGGAAGAAGUGGGCGCGGCAGGGCGGAGCCAGCGGGAUCCCCGCUCGACCCCCGACGUUUUUCAAGCAGCCAGGUGGCAACCCUCAAGCCGGGCGUGAAAAUGGUUCCGCGGGUCCCGCUAGCGUUUUUCCCCUGCCAAGGAGAUUAUUAUAAAAAAGCAGAUGUGCAAGCUAAUACCAGCAAGAGCGUAGCAAAACGUGACACGGAGAACUCAGUGCCAACACGGUUUGCUUUGUUUCUGAAAAGAACGGUUCGGCAAAAAGAAUCUCAGGCUCCCCUUCCCCCCGCCCCCAGACCUGGGAGGCGCUCUCGCCGGCUCCCUUGCGGUGCUGGGGGCCAGAGUCUGGACAACCCAGUAAGCCUGAAGAAGAGGCCAAGGCCAGCAAAGGAAUCGCAACCUUUCAGCUCGAAGGCGGGGUCAGCGGUGGAUCCGGCUAGCUUCCAAUCUCUGUCCCCCUUACUUCUUGGAAGUAGAACUGUGAUCGCAAUUCCUGCGGUGGCCCAACAGGAUCGGCAGCAUCUCUGCAGCAUCAGGACACAGGUUCGAUCCCUGGCCCGGCAUGGCGGUUACAGGCUCUGGCGUUGCUGCAGCUGUAGUGUAGGUCACAGCUGUGGCUCAGGUCUGGCCCAGAACUGCACAUGCUUUGGGGUGGCCGAAACCCUCCCCCGUUAUCUCAAGGACAGCAAUUUCCUAGCAAAUCGUGGGACCGGGACGUGGUUGUGGGGUCCCCUGAACCUGGCCUCAGACCGCUGUUUACUGGGCACCCACGGGACAAACCCCACCGUUGCUGUGGCUCCACCUGAGGAAGCCGGGGCGGCGCUCAGGCUCAGGCCCAUGGAGGCCGCCUCCUGGAUCCUGGCUCUUGGAUGCUGUGACCGUGGCCAGGACAAGUCCCCCAGGCUCACUGGGGCUUGGCAGAGAGCAGCCAAGUGUGCGGGGCCCUAACUUCGCCACUGCACCUGCCCGCUGUUUUGGACGGAAACAGCUAUGACCACAACCCUCCUGCCCCCUGAGUCCGCAGGGAUGGUGACAUCGCCUGUCCUCUGGCCAGGUGGCCUGCUCCCCCCUCUUCUCUGCAGACCCUCGGCGCCCCUCCCCCGUCUCGGCCCGGGGCGCCCCGCCCAGCACACACGGGCUUUCUGCCUCCAACCCCAGCCCUUCUGACGCCCCACACCCUCGGGAGUGACCCGGUGACCUUCCCUUCCCCAGCCGCUGGGCCCUUCUGCACCAAGGAAUUUUCUGCAACAAAAGCAACUUGUAUUCCUUCUCCCUCCUUAACACAGAGGCAUCAGAAACCAAA
Messenger RNA from Sus scrofa (pig), 2083 nucleotides. Lineage: Eukaryota; Metazoa; Chordata; Mammalia; Artiodactyla; Suidae. The record is from RefSeq and is a predicted model, not a curated record.